AUUCACAACUUGCAUUUAUACUUAAUGUUGCGGACGUACUGUGUUAAAAUUACAAAAAUUCAUAAUUAUAAAUUAUUAAAAAAACCUUUUUUUUAUGUGCACGUUGUUCUAACACUGGGAUCCAUAAACUGGAUUAAGAACAAUGACGAACUCUUCGAUUUUUGGGACCGAGUUCAUCAAAACUAAAUCUCUCGAGGAAGAAGAUUAUGUAGCAUCUUUGAACAGCACGGAAAGAAAAAACAGAAAUUAUGAAUGGCAGAUUGUCUGGAGAAACGUAUUCGCUUUCAUAUAUCUACACGCUGCCACCUUGUACGGUAUUUAUCUGAUGUUCACAGGGAAAGUUAAACUAUGGACAGUGCUAUUUGCUGUCAGUUUCACUUUGCUGUCGGCGGUGGGAAUAACUGUAGGCGCGCAUCGACUUUGGGCACACAGAGCAUAUAAAGCGAAAUGGCCGCUACGUUUGUUCUUGGCGUUACUGCAGACGAUGGCCUUCCAAAAUCAUAUAUAUGAAUGGGUACGCGAUCAUAGAGUUCAUCAUAAGUUCACGGAGACUGACGCUGACCCUCACAACGCUAAACGAGGAUUUUUCUUUUCUCACAUGGGCUGGUUGAUGGUGAGGAAGCACAAAGACGUCUUCGAAAAGGGUGCCGCUGUUGAUAUGUCGGAUUUGGAAAAGGACCCGAUCGUAAUGUUCCAAAAAAAAACAUAUCUAUUCGUGAUGCCAAUCCUAUGCUUCUUAUUGCCAUUGUACAUUCCCGUUUAUUUUUGGAACGAAAAUCCAUGGUCCUCGUGGUAUGUCGCAUCAAUGUUUAGAUACACGAUCAGUCUUCACUUCACGUGGCUGGUUAACUCCGCCGCACACCUCUGGGGGAACAAGCCAUAUGAUCAAUACAUAGGAGCAACUGAUAACAAAACUGUGGCGAUCUGUGCUUUAGGCGAGGGUUGGCACAACUAUCAUCACGUAUUUCCCUGGGACUACAAAGCGGCCGAGCUCGGAGACUACAGCACCAAUUUAUCAACCGCCUUAAUUGACAUCGCUGCAAAAUACGGCUUAGCUUACGAUUUGAAGACGGUAUCUGAAAAGAUGAUAAGGAAUCGCAUUAAUCGAACAGGCGACGGUACCCAUCCUUGGGCGAAACAGAAGGCAGAGUUGGAGGAAGAUCAUCAUCAUCUAGAAAACCCUAUAUGGGGCUGGGGCGAUAAAGACAUGUCAGACGAUGAUAAGAAAUUGGCGGAAAUUGUUCACAAAAAGAAUGACUAGAUAUAAGCAACUCAAGCGUUUCUGAAGUACACAUUUUGUGAAGGUUGAUGUUGAAUGAAUUUAUUUCAGAUUCUUUUUAAACAGUGAGAUUUAGUCUUCUGUUUCUUUUUAAACAGUGAGAUUUAGUUACUGGUGGUAGGCAGCUACCACCUAAGCAAUAAAAAGAAAAAAGAAAAAAGGAACUAUGAGGACCUGCGUUGUGAAGUACAACAUUUUUAGUGUAGUAGCAAACAAUAAAAUGUAUUUAUUUUUGUGGAGUACUCAUGAAACAAACGACGCGCUAUUAAUACGAUACGAUAUGAUCAUGUAACUAUGAUAGGAAUGUUUUUUUAUGCUGUACUAGCUAACCCGGCAGACUUCGUAGUGCGCAGGGGCCAUGCUAAUCUUCUCUAUCGUUCCAAUUUUAGUAUAUGUACUGCCGAAGUGUCCUGGUGAAACUGGAAAGGCCUCCGGGCCACCAGUAAUCCUUCAAUCAUAAAAAAAAACUUCGUAGUGCCUCAGUCGAUAAAUAAAAUACCUAAACUUUUGUAUAAAAUAAACUCAAAACAAACAAAAGGAAUCGGUUCGGAGGGGGGGGAUACAUCAAAGGAAAACAAAAUUGUUAUUUUUAUUUAAUACCGAGCAUUUUCAUAUUUAUCUACCUUUUAAACCUUUUCUGGACUUCCACAAAUAAUUCAAGACCAAAAUUAGCCAAUUAGCCGUUCUCGAGUUUUAGCGAGACUAACGAACAGCAAUUCAUUUUUAUAUAUUAUAGAGAUAACACGGAAACAACAUUGUGAUUAAUUGUAAUAUGCCGUAUGUCUGAAUCUAUUUAUUUAUUUAAAAUUUUAUGUGCAUUCAUUAAUAUGAAAAAUAAAAUAAAAAUGAGCCUGCACCUGGAGACUUACACAAUUUACGUUUUAUCCGCUUGGCACAGGUGUUGAUGUUUGGCUCACUGCUGUGAUGAAUGGACUUUAAUAUUUUUCAGCUAUUGAAGUUAUAAGCUGAUUCAAAUAUUGAAAAAUAAGUGCUUAACUUUCUUUAGGUUAUUAUUUACUAAGAGCCUUGGAAGAAUUUAUUUAAAUUGUCAGUGCGCUUCUAAUAUUAAUAUGUAAAUUGCUCAAUUUAAGAAAUAGGCUCUUGUUGUUAGUAAAAUACUCAAUUUUAUAAAUUUAUUUAUUUUUUGCUUACAUUGAUAUAAGGCUCUUAAGGUGUUCUUUAAUUGUAAGGUAAUUGUCAUAAUUUCUUAAUUUAUAUAAAUAAAUACUAUAAGAAUACAUAAA
Messenger RNA from Bombyx mori (domestic silkworm), 2523 nucleotides. Its product is annotated as acyl-CoA Delta-9 desaturase. Lineage: Eukaryota; Metazoa; Arthropoda; Insecta; Lepidoptera; Bombycidae. The transcript is spliced from 8 exons. Gene Ontology annotation, cellular component: endoplasmic reticulum membrane. The record is from RefSeq and is a predicted model, not a curated record. Gene Ontology annotation, molecular function: iron ion binding; stearoyl-CoA 9-desaturase activity. Gene Ontology annotation, biological process: unsaturated fatty acid biosynthetic process. Bases 143 to 1261 code for a protein of 372 amino acids.